Molecule: messenger RNA, 3219 nt
Organism: Aedes albopictus (Asian tiger mosquito)
Lineage: Eukaryota; Metazoa; Arthropoda; Insecta; Diptera; Culicidae
Gene: LBR
Product: lamin-B receptor
Exons: 3
Coding region: 196-2217 (673 amino acids)
Biological process (GO): cholesterol biosynthetic process
Cellular component (GO): endoplasmic reticulum membrane; nuclear inner membrane
Molecular function (GO): Delta14-sterol reductase activity
Source: RefSeq, a predicted model, not a curated record
CGACGCAUACACAUCAGCAGCACAGCAAGCAAGCGAGCAACAUAAUUUCCGUGAAUGGCGUCUCUUUGACGCUUGUUUCCGUGCUCGCUGGUAAAAGUUUCGAAAUUGUACGCCAAUUUCCAGUGAAAAUCGUGACAAAACUAGCACCAUUCGAUUCGGGACGUGACAGUGCAUCGAGUGAAACAGAGUGGUGGAAUGGAAAGUCGUCGUGCAACAAGGGGUGGCGCUCCGACGGUGAGUUCGUCCGGGGUGGUUCCCGGACCGGCAGAAACCGCCAAGCGAGGACGAAAGUCCACGGUUCGAAAUAGGACACCGUCGCCGCCACCUGCCAGAAAAGCAUCCCCCGGACGCAAAGCGUCCCCAUCGAGGGGCAAGCGGACAUCUCCAACUCGUAAGGCAUCACCAGCCCGGAAAGCGUCGCCAGCAAGGAAGGCUUCUCCAGCUCGCAAAGCAUCCCCGGCGCGAAAAACAUCCCCUGUGAAGAAGAGUUCACCCGGUCGGCCGCCCAAGUCCAACCCCACGAAAGAUACCACCACUACGAAGGUAUCGCCUGAUGAGCCCCGACGAUCGGCACGGAUAAGAAUUUCUGAACAGCGAGAAAAGAGUCCGGUGCUAAAACGCUCGCUGCGAGAUAAACAGUUGUCGAUCAUACUGGACGAUGAGGAAAGCUCCAAGAAGGGAUCACCGGCCAAGAGCACAACGCCCAACACGAGCCAAAGAUCGAUUGUGACCACAACGGGGCGAAGCCGCGCCACCGGAUCGCGUUCGGUCAGUGUGGCGAACGAUUCCCAGGAAUUCUCCGAUCAUGAGGAAAUUGAGUUCCAAAGUUUCCACAAGGAUGACAACGGAUUGAAUCGGGAUAAGGCCUAUGCCAGGAGAAGUGCUUCAAAACAAUUACAUGACCUGCGCGAUUACGGAGGCAAUUGGGGUGCUGCUGCGGUGCUUUUGCUAGUGCCAGCAUUCAUUUUCCUCACGAAUCACUUCUGCUCCGGUGCUGCUCAUCGGGACUGCUCGUUCAAACUCCCUGCCAAUCUGGAUGAAUUCAAAACUCUGUCGACGUACUUCAACCGAGAGGUUGGAGUCAUUUUCCUCCUCUUCACCUGGGGAAUGGCCUUGGUUACCGCACUUCCCGUUGGCAAAGCUGUCAAAAUAGUGGACGAAGUACGCGGCCAGCAAAGCUACACCUUCACCGGAAUGUCCUGCGCCGUCUUCACCGGACUGGCCGUCUUUGUGGCCGAGUACUGCUACAAAUACCCAUUGAUCUCAACUAUCAGCAAAGGCUACAACCAGCUGCUGGUCAUCAGUUUGGCCUAUGCCCUCGUAACCGCCCUAUUGGCGUUCAUCAAGUCCCGUUACGUACCGCAAGUCAACUGGAAUCCCUUCGCCAAAACCGGACGUUUCCUCUCAGACUUCUUCAUCGGACGUGAAAUCAACCCGCUUGCCUUCAACACCCUGAACCUCAAAUUGGUUCACUACCAUAUCUCCGUCGUCCUGGCCCUUCUCUUCAACUCCAUCAUCCUGUACCGCAACCUCCACUUCCCAGCCCUUCCCGUCACCGAAGAACCACUGUCCCUCCUCGAAAAGCUAACCUUCACCUUCAAAAAUCUGGAAUUCGAACCGACCCCGGUCCUCGCCGCCUCCCUCACAAUCCUCUACCUCCUGGACCUGCUCGCCUACGAACACCACCUGACGCACUCAUUCGACCUGCAAAGCGAAGGAUUCGGUGCCCUGCUGCUGCUCCGGUAUGCCAUCUUCCCGUUCACCCUGACGCUGCUGCCCAAGUACGUUGCGGCCCACAAGCUGGCCGGUGUUCCCGGAUGGGCCCUGGCCCUGGUGGCCCUCGUGGCGCUCGUUGGCCUCGUCGUCAAGCGGUCCAGCAAUCGGCUCAAGUACCAGUACCGACUCAAUCCUCUGGGGGAAAAAUUCAUCGAUUUGGAAACCCUGCCCACGUUCCAGGGACGCAGGUUGCUCGUGGCCAAGCUGUGGGGUCGCGUCCGCCAGCCGAACUACGUCGGUGACAUCCUCCAGAACGUGGCUCUGCUCCCGCUGCUGUACUGGCGCUUCGCCUGGCCACCCCUGCUGGCGGUGCUGUUCACCGUUGCCCUGCUGGUGCACCGUGCCGUGCGCGUCAACGAUCGCAACGCGAAAAAGUACAACUCUGCCUGGCAACGCUACUGCUCGACGGUGCGAUACAUGUUGGUGCCUAAGGUUUUCUAAGCGCAUGCAAACCUUUGAGACAAUUGAACAGUGUUUUUCUUUGAUUGUAAAAAGAGUGUUUUUCGUAAUAUACAUUCAACACGUUUGCUACCUUGUUUUAGAUAGCACCAAUAUGGCACGGGCAAAGAAGAUGAGAUAAUAAGCAAAAAAUUUAACCAUAAGACUAAUUUAGCAAAAUCAAACGAUUUUUUUUACGAACGGAUUAAUUAAAGUCAUUUUUUUCACAUUUUUUGAGUUUUACGAAACACUUGACGUACAGAUUUAUACACAUAACGAGCCAUCAUUUAGGCUACUUAGAAGAAUCUACAUCUUGUCUAAUGGUUAAGAUUUGAAAAAAGAAGUAUUAGUUAUAAGAGAGAGUUUGAAACUAUUAUAAGAUCUACUUAUAUAAAAGAUUGCGUUUUUCAAGCAGUUGAAGGCAAUCCUAAGAAUAAACACAUGAUUACUUGUACAAAUCGGAUUUAAGUGAACUACAAAAACGAAAUCUCACUGUGCCCCCAAGGGCAAAAGUGAACAUGACACAGCGAGUGAUCUUUACUUUUUGUCUUUUUCGAAGAGCAUUUUUUUUCUACAAAUUAUUUCUAAGAUACUUAGAUACACACCACUGUACUAUUUGAUUUAUUGUGUUUUCACGACCGGACUUGAAAAUAAUAAAUUGAUCAACAUUCAGCCGAAAACUCAGUCAGUCGCGUGGCAGUGCAGCACGAGAGCCAUUCAAUGAAACAAAAGGAGAUUCUGUUCUUGAUAGGAUUGGAAAUAGCGAUUGAAUUAAUUUCUAUUAGACCUGCUCGCUCACUGUGUACAGAUGAUAGCUACAUUUCGUCGUAUUUUUUUUCUUCGUAUUGCGUAUAGUUUUGAUUCUCUUAAAGUCGACGAAAAUCGUUAAGCUCUAAAUGUGUACUAAUGUUUAAGUUGAUGCUUUUAUAUGUAGUUUUUAAGUUCGUGCUUCUAGGAUCCGGUUAAGCUCACUUCUUUUAGGAAUAAAGAUUUUAGAACACAAAA